CACAUGCACCUCACAGUGGGAGCAUCUCUCUGACCUGGAUGCUGGUCAAACAAGGGGUGAAUAUUUGGCUAGGUGUGUAUCAUAGCACACAACACCAACAACUGACUUCAGCACUGAAAAUGAUCCUCACCACAUGAGAGCACAGCACCCUCACCAGAAAAUAGAGGCUGAGUUAGCUGUGCUGGCAGCACAGGGACACCAUGGUGUGACAGCUGAUCUGUGUUGAAAAAUGUCAUUAGGACAGACACUGCAUUCUACUCUACCAUAUCUAGUUUGCCAUGCCUUUAACUUUUCCCUUCCCCUCUGCUUCUAGUUGAGUUACUCCAUUCCUAGACUUUGUGUUCUUAAAAGGAUAAGGAUUUUCAGUGAGCACAAGAGCAACCACCGUAGCAGUUUCUCACCAUUUUGCCAUUGAUCAAACUACAGUGCAUUCCCUAAAUUCCUCCUGUCCCAGUGACAACUUCCUCAGUCAUAAGCCACAUACCUCUACUGUGAAAGCAAGUAUUCUGUUGUUGAUCAGAGAGGGGAUUUUGUUUUUUAAAAAUUACCACAACUCUUCAUGGGUAGUUAAUGAAUUAUUUCAGUUGAAUAAUUAGAAACCUAAGACCUCCACUUUUCUUCAUGCCAGUAAUCUGCAGAAGCAUGUUGUAAAAAUAGAAUUUGAAUACAAGACAACCACACAGAGUUAUCUGCAAGUCACUGAGACAUUGUAGCUUUCACUGUGUCCACAGCUUAUUACCAGAGACCACUGGUAUAUAACACAGGAAACAGAAGGAAAUACUCAACUUCUUUCAUGCUCCCUCCAUUGCAAGGCGUGGCUGCCUUCUCUUGGUUCUCAGUUGGAAUCCAGGCACAGAAUGUAUAAGAUUUCAGUCUGCUGAAAAAGAGCAGUCUUGUGUUUCUAGGUACCCCCGAGGUUUUUGCCAUUUAUAGGGGAUUUUUUUGCCUGUUGUAGUUUUUUUAUCUCUUUGAUUCAAAGUGACAAACAGUCAACAUCUUCCUACACUUGCUUGUAGACAUGCACAUACAAUUACUGGUCCCAUAUGCUUUCUUCUUUAUGUACUGGACACUCAGUUGUAAUACCUUAAAAUUAAUCACUACAUUAACCCACAUCCUCUAAAAGACAAACUAACAUAACUGUAGGCUCAAAUGCAUUGUGCAGCCAGCAAAGCAAAUGUCUAGCUUGAUUUUCCCUGCAAUUUCAAAGCUGGAACCACUUGCCUUCCCCUGUUUCUGCAGACAACAUCUCACAGAACAUGAGAGAACACUUUUUAUCUUUGCUGCUGUUAAAGAAGCACAGUGAGCUCAAAGGAUUCCUCAUUUUUCCCACCUUAUGGGUUAGUUCUGCAGUGCUCAGCCACUGGUGCCCAAUGCUAACAGCUGACCAGAACUGAGAAACUAUCUCAGGAAGAGAAGGGAAAGAACAUAUUACUCAGAUUUCUAAGAACUUGUUUCAGUCACAGAGCUGUUUUCACAAUAACAGAAGAGAGCAGAGAGGCCUCGGGUACAUCCUACAAACAAGAAGCUGACAGUAGAGAAGCUCAAUAUAGAGGGAAAAAACUUGCUCUGUCUCUCCAUCCAGAACUGUCCUGCUUACAUUACAUUUAGGCAGCUUUGGGGUUUUUUUCUGUUUUUUAUUUAAUAAAGAUUAAGCAAAAGAGAUUUUUAGACAGUAACAAAGGCAGAAAGCACACUGGUCAGACCACACAGUUUGAGAAGCAGGGUGCUGUGCUAACAGCAAUAUCCCUCCUCAGCAAUUUUGUAAUCAGCAUUUACAACAAUACCCAAAGAAAUACACAGAAUUAUCAAUCAGCUCAGCAAACACACUGCAUUUAAUGCAGAAAAUUCAAAUGCCAAAUCCAUCUCACUUCUCUUUCAAAGAAGAACACAACAGAACCCCACUAACUCAGCCUCAGCAGCCGCUCUUUGCACCCUCCUGCCCAACGGACCCCAGCUGCUCCUGGUGCAGCUGUUCCAGAGCUGAGCACACACAGCUCAGGGAAUCCUUCUGGCCACAUCCCCCACAGCCACCCUGUGCCCUUCUAGGUCCUACACCUCUUUUCUACCAGCUCCUGAAUCUAUCUAGGCAAGAGUUAGGAGGCUUUCCUUGGCUUUUGGCUCAAGGAAGACUUAACCACAUAUGUCAGGCAGAGUUUAUGGACUAAUACUACAAAUGUUCACCUUUAUAGGCUGGGAGCAGUUCAUUAGAAUGAUGUGCAAGCCUGAGUGACCACCCUGAGGGACAGUCCAGCUUGGCAGUGACAGCUGAGGUACAACCCAGGGGCAGAAGCUGAAAACAGGAGCUGGUGGCUGAGCACUUCUGCCUGGGAUGGCGGAGGAUCAGGAGCUGACUCAGGCACACAAAGCUCCACUGGAGCCCUCCCUCCAGCAGCGCAGCAGCAACACUUACCGCAGUGCAGAGCACUCGCAGGCGCUGCUCAGCGGCCUGGUGUCUCUCCGGGACAGCAGCAUCCUCUUCGAUGUGGUUCUGGUGGUGGAAGACAAACCCAUCGAGGCUCAUCGCAUCCUUCUGGCCGCGUCCUGUGACUACUUCAGAGGAAUGUUUGCAGGAGGACUGAGAGAGAUGGAACAAGAAGAAGUUCAUAUUCAUGGCAUCUCCUACAAUGCAAUGUGUAAAAUCUUGAACUUCAUUUACACUUCUGAGCUGGAACUCAGUGUGAACAGUGUACAGGAAACCUUAGCUGCAGCCUGUCAACUUCAGAUUCCAGAAGUCAUUAAGUUCUGUUGUGAUUUCCUCAUGUCCUGGGUAGAUGAAGAGAACAUCCUUGAUGUGUACAGACUAGCUGACCACUAUGACUUGAGGCAUUUGAGUGAGCAGCUGGACUCCUACAUUUUGAAGAACUUUACAGCUUUCUCAAGGACACAAGUGUACCGACAGCUACCCCUGCAGAAGGUCUACUCCCUUCUCAGCAGCAACCGUUUGGAGGUUAACUAUGAGUUUGAAGUUUAUGAUGGAGCACUUUUUUAUCACUAUUCUCCAGAGGAACUGGAGACAGAUCAGGUCUCCCUGAUGGAGCCCCUUAAGCUCCUUGAGACAGUUCGUUUUCCUCUGAUGGAACCCCAGAUCCUGCAAAGGCUUCACGACAAAUUAAGUCCAUGUCCUUUAAAGGAUACAGUUGCAGAUGCAUUAAUGUACCACAAGAAUGAAUGUCUUCAGCCAAUGCUUCAGAGCUCCCAGACACAGCUGAGAUCAGAGUUCCAGUGUGUAGUGGGAUUUGGAGGGAUGCAUUCUACUCCAUCCAUUGUCCUCAGUGAUCAAGCCAAGUAUCUGAACCCCUUGUUGGGGGAGUGGAGGCACUUUACAGCUGCGCUAGCCCCCAGAAUGUCCAACCAAGGGAUUGCUGUUCUCAAUAAUUUUGUAUAUUUAAUUGGUGGAGACAACAAUGUAAGUGGUUUUCGAGCGGAGUCAAGAUGUUGGAGGUAUGACCCACGACACAACAGAUGGUUCCAGAUCCAGUCCCUGCAGCAAGAGCACGCUGACCUCAGUGUUUGUGUCGUGGACAACUAUAUUUAUGCUGUCGCAGGCCGAGAUUACCAUGAAGACCUGAGGGAAGUGGAGAGGUAUGAUCCUAAAACCAACACUUGGGAAUAUGUGACACCUCUGAAGAAGGAGGUGUACGCCCAUGCAGGAGCAGCGCUGGAUGGGAAGAUGUACAUCACCUGUGGGAGGAGAGGAGAGGAUUAUUUGAAGGAGCUGCAGUGCUAUGACCCAAGGACUGACCGCUGGGAUGUCCUGGCAGACGGCCCAGUGAGACGGGCGUGGCACGGGAUGGCUGCACUGCUGGGAAAGCUCUACGUCAUCGGGGGAAGCAACAACGAUUCUGGCUACAGGAGGGACGUUCACCAGGUUGCCUGCUAUAAGCCAAGCACAGAUCAGUGGACAAAUGUAUGUCCACUUCCUGCAGGACAUGGAGAGCCAGGCAUCGCGGUUUUAGACAACAGGAUUUAUGUCUUGGGAGGCAGAUCCCACAACAGGGGAAUCCGCAUGGACUAUGUCCACAUUUAUGAUGCAGAGAGAGACUGUUGGGAAGAAGGACCCCAGCUGGAGGAUGAUAUUUCUGGGAUGGCUGCCUGUGUCCUCACGUUGCCCAGGGCUAUUUUAAUGGAAUCAGAGAAGUGGCUCUCAGAAUGGCACGCAGACCGAAUGAAGCAUCACCUUGACUUUCCAUCAGAAGUUAUGAGCGUAUCAGACUGGGAGGAAUUUGACAACUCAAGUGAAGAUUAGAAAGCUUUAAUUAUUUUAUUUUUUUUUUGCCAGUGGAUGAGGAAACUAAGGCUUGGGAAAAGUACUUGAGAGAUUUUAUAUGUCUUUCUUAUAUACAUAAAAGUAUUUAAAGGUUUUAAAAAUAAGUGUUCUGCACAAAAUGCCAUUCACAGUCAAUAUCUGCCCAUCUGCAAGUGUUCUGCACAAAAUGCACUUAGUACCUGCCCAUCUGCCAGAAAGCAGUGGUUUUAAAGUAACCACACAACUGCCAUUUUCCCCCAGUUGUAUAGAGGUUCUUGUAGUUUGAAGGAGGCUUUUCUCAGCCUUCAGCAUGGACAGAAAAAAAAAAAAAAAGCACAGAAGGCUCAGCUUGACUAGCUUCUUUCCUUCCAGCUUUUAGCUUAAAAUAGCUCCUUGAGAUUUCUUUUUCCUUUUCUUUUGGGUAAUAAAAUUUCCUAGCCAGCUUAAUACAGGAAGGUAACACCUAGUGCUGCCCUCCUGUGCCAGGUGUCAGACAGCUUGAUUAGUUUUUCAGCAAGAGUGAACAUACAGAAACAGGAACAGUAGCAAGAAAGUCUGAACCUUCAUCUCAUCUGGGCAUGCAGCCAUCCUUGUAACUGGCUGAGAGUCUGUGAACUGACACCCACUCCUGAACUUCUAUACUGUAAGUUCUGUCAACACAGUGGAAAGAAGAUUUCUAGAAAAAUCUCUCUGUACAGAAUAUGGCAAUCUCAUCAUUCCACUGUCAGACACAUUUGUUCUCAACCAUAAAUUAAUAAAUUCUUGUCAGAACUUUUUUAA
Parus major (Great Tit) is the source of this 5026-nucleotide messenger RNA. RefSeq names its product kelch like family member 22 (gene KLHL22). Gene Ontology annotation, molecular function: protein binding. Lineage: Eukaryota; Metazoa; Chordata; Aves; Passeriformes; Paridae. The transcript has 7 exons. The record is from RefSeq and is a predicted model, not a curated record. Gene Ontology annotation, cellular component: mitotic spindle; nucleus; Cul3-RING ubiquitin ligase complex. Gene Ontology annotation, biological process: protein monoubiquitination; proteasome-mediated ubiquitin-dependent protein catabolic process; positive regulation of TORC1 signaling. Bases 2330 to 4246 code for a protein of 638 amino acids.